UAUGCCACUAAGAACUAAUUACAAAUAAAGAACUUGUUUAUCUAUCCCUAAAACUUGGGAUUGUAAUUUUGCAUGAUUAAAGAAAAAUAAUUUGGUACUGCCAUAAAAAAAAUCGAGGUAAGACAAAAUGCCAUAAAAACAUAGGCAUCAACUAUCCAUGUGCAUACACACACAUAAAAAACCGGGUUAAGGACAUUCAUUCAUACAGGAAAGCCCGAAUGAAACCCGAACGUGGCAGCAUAUCGGAUUGGUUCAUUCGUGAAACGUUUGGUCGUUCGGCUGUACGAACAGCUGAUUAGUGUCGGGUUCGAGUGUAGCUGAACAAAAUGCAACGUGUUUUCAGCCAGUUCUUGUCGUGAGCUCGUUCCGAAAGGACGACAGUGCAGCUGUUGUGUGCGUAUCAAGCAGAAAGCGUUAGUGAAAAAAACGUGAAAAGAUAAAUCGAAAGCAAUGUUCAAUAGCGAAAUAGCGAAGUAGAUUAGUGUGAUGCUGUAUGGUAAUUGUGUAUUAGCACUUAAUAAAUAAAGUGCACAGAAGGUGACAUACAUUUGUCAAAGAAGCCAGAAAGUCAUUGACGUCAUCAUCGGGGGGUUUUUUUUGCACCGGUUUGUGAAUCCUGUUAGGAGUGUAAAUUUUUAACCUAAAUCUUUCCCAGCCUCCCUAUAAGUCAAACUUAAAAUGUGUUCCUAAAUGUGUCGCUCUUGCUUCGCAGCAGGUCUCAAUGGUGAUGAUGAGACUAAUGUGUGAAAAAUAGAUUAUGGAAUGUUGUGGAAAAUUCGGGUAAAGUGCGUUUAAAUAUUUUAUGACACACAGCGGGUGUGUUUGAAUGGAAAGUGCCACCGGGUAAAUGGAUGAAGAAGGUUAAUCGUUUUCUAAGCAUCGUGUGGAUGGGGUAUGCUUUCCAAAGAACAAGAUUAUGCUGGUGGAUUAUGUUGGGUACGGGGGUGUAAGUGUGCAUGUGGGAUAAAUAAGAAGCACGAGAAAGAUUUGCAAAAGCUGUGAUUGUGUUAGUGAAUGUACAAAAAUAAACAAACACCCAAAUCCAUUGCCAUGGAGAUUCGACAACGUAUUACCAACGCUAGGCAAAGCAUGAUAGGCGCAACAAUUACAGUGAUGCUGGUACUGAUAAUAGUAAAAGAUGUCGAUUCCGUACACAUAACACAUCUUUCAGUGCCACGGGUGCACGUGUUAGAUAAUUACCAUCGUCAGCGGCACGAUCAGCACCAGCAUUACGCUCAAAGCCAACUAAAAGCUCGCGAUGACCCGGACAUACCGUUUGAUCCGGCGGAACCGGACCCACUGUCGCUGGAGCUGCGAGUGCCCGAUCCGGCCGAACAUCUAGUGCUGGACUGUGAGUACGUUAUCGAACCGCACGAGACGGGAUUCGUGCUGAAGUGGCUACACAACGAUGUACCGAUUUACCAGUGGAUACCACCGCACCGUAGUCCGUCCAGCUUGAAUCGCAUGCGGGACCACGUCAACCGAACGUUCACCGUGGGCAACGAGGCAAUGCACAAGCACCGGGCGUUGGCACUGAUGCAUCCGAGCCAGGACUUUGCCGGCAAGUACAGCUGCUCCGUACAGACGUUCCAAUCGUUCGACAUCAAGUCGGCCGAUCUGUUCAUCAUCGUUCCCGAGUAUGGGUUUGUGCUGAAGAACUAUCAAAACUUAAACGACCUGGUGACGGUCAUCUGUAGCGUGUACGGUAUUUUCCCAGCGCCCGAGCUGUCACUGUGGAUCAACGACUACCGGCUGGAGAACGGAACCAUCAACGAGAUCCCGGUGACCGAGGGUCUGUACGAUAGCUCCAUCACCGUACAGUUGGUCCUGUACGAGUCGCUUCAACCGGACGAUGUGAUCAAAUGUAUGCUCACCAUACCCGGCACGGAGUAUCGACGGACGAAGGAGACCGUGUUUGUAGUUGUAAAUAACAGACCGUACGGGGAGUCAAACUCCAUCCUGGACCCGUUUGGAACGGUGUCCUACAGCAGCACGGCGAAAGUUCCGAUAUCGCCAUCGACCAGCACAACACCAACGACGUCCGAGGCAACGACCACGCCGGAACCAUCAUCGAGCACGAAAGUAACGGUGAGCCAACGGCCAAGCUCUUCCGCUGUUGCGGGAACUGCCAGCCCGAAGGACACCGUCCGGCCACAGAUUCCGUCCGUCAUACGUUUGCGGCCGACGGCCAGCUCUACCCGGGUGCUGACCGUGCAGCAGUCCAAUUCGGUCGACUCGGACGAGAUAAUGAAUGUGCUGGACUUCAAGGAGCUGCUUAACGAGAACUUGCUCUACAACAGUGGAGCCGACCGGUUAGAACUUCACCGGUUGCGGUUUGUGGUUUUGGUUUUAAGCAUACCGUUGCUGCUUACUGGCCACCUAAUGGUAAUGCUACGACGAUGGCAGAUGCAUGGCUCGUAAUCCUGCCCUUUGCCGACCAACCGGAGCAGCAAGUAGGUAAGGCUCUACAAACUUAUGACGACGGCCUAGAGCAGAGUGAGGCAGCACAAAAGCCCGGAAACCGAACGCUUCUUUAUUACGCUAGCAGUCACUUUAUGAUGGUACCGUUUCGAACGUUCUAAGAAAAGACAAAAGGAAACAUCAGUUCCGAGUGAGGUGGUGUAUUAUUAUUAUUAAAAAAAAAAACGAAAGACUAACAGCCCAUGAGUAAACCGAUUGGACGGCUGAAAGUCCCUUCGAGCCGCUUCUUUUCUUUUCACUCUAUUUCUAAUAUCUAUCCCCUUCUAUUUAUAUCCCUCUAUUUCUCGUUACGAUCAACAAGCGGUCUUAAUUGGAUGCCUCGAAUAUGUAGGGACAGGUGCAUAGAUGCUCCCUUUGACCCAUAUAAAGAAAGGAGCAUGAAUGCGUAUACACUGGAUGUGAUCGACUUUUUUGUUUGUUCGUUUGUUAGGGAUGUGUUACUGACAAUGCAAAACAGUCCAAAAGAAAAAAAGGGUGUAAUAGUGCAGGUGUGUGCUUUUGCCAAAAAAAAAUAGAUAAGCAGCAAAGGAAAUCGACAGGAACGUUCACUCUAUUUUGCCAAAUAACAAAACCCCAUGAAGGAGAACGAUUCCGACGCAUGGGCAGCAUACUAGGUGUCGAAAUGAAUUGUAGUGAAUUCUUCCCAUUCGAUAAAUUACAGCAAACAGUACAGAUAGAUAGUAAUCAAUUUACACGACAAAAAGUGUAAAAAGUGGAGCAGCAACGGAAAGGCUUUUCAUAAUGAUUUGAUUAACUAUCGGGUAAGGUUUAUAUUUGUAUAAUUUUGUCUACAUUUAUGUUUUACAAAUGAUUGGCACUGUAAAGCGAUAAGAACUAAAGACAAUACGGUGUUGUUUCGGAAUCAAAAACACUAAAUAAUUAACACACAUUCUGCUGUAGUAUUCGAGUGUGCAUGAAAAAGAAAACAAGAUUACCGAGUCCUAAAGUAUAAGAACAACACAAUAAAGAAUAAAGAAAAGCGGCACAAUUUUUUUUGUAACAUGUUUUCUAUCCUCCAUUUAUAUAUUGUUCGUCAAUCAAACUUUAUGAUGGAAGCUUUCACUAAGCUUUCCUAAUUGGACAUUCCUUUCUUGACAAUGCAUCAUGUUGAGUAUUUUGUAAAUAAUAAAAAACAAAACAGCUGUGCGGACUUAUUAAGACACAAAUAAAUACGAACGAUGCCAAAUCGGGACACUGGAAAGCUCACGAAGAGUUUAAAGAAAACGUGUCUAUAGAACUAAAACAAAACACUAAAACCGUACGCUUGUCGGUAAGCCAAAACGAAAGAUGAUAAUAAUAACGAUGCUGAUGAUGAUGUUAAAAUAUAGCGAAUGUGCACCGAAACCGUAA
This is a messenger RNA of Anopheles funestus (African malaria mosquito), 3831 nucleotides long. RefSeq lists its product as uncharacterized. The transcript is spliced from 5 exons. The coding region runs from base 1015 to 2421 and encodes 468 amino acids. Lineage: Eukaryota; Metazoa; Arthropoda; Insecta; Diptera; Culicidae. The record is from RefSeq and is a predicted model, not a curated record.